Messenger RNA from Panicum virgatum (switchgrass), 1957 nucleotides. Its product is annotated as zinc finger BED domain-containing protein RICESLEEPER 2-like. Lineage: Eukaryota; Viridiplantae; Streptophyta; Magnoliopsida; Poales; Poaceae. The coding region runs from base 18 to 1670 and encodes 550 amino acids. Gene Ontology annotation, molecular function: protein dimerization activity; DNA binding. The transcript is spliced from 3 exons. The record is from RefSeq and is a predicted model, not a curated record.
GGCUUUUAAUUGCUAAGAUGAUAAUUGUCCAUGAGUAUUCAUUUAGGAUGGUUGAGCAUAAAUGGUUUAAUGUGUUGAUGAGGUGGAUGAAUAGCAAUUAUGAAUGGAUUGGUAGGAAGACUAUAAAAAAUGAGUGCAUGCAAAUUUUUGAAUCUGAGAAAGACCAGCUCAAGAAGAGUCUUAGAGAGGCUGAUUCGAUAAGUUUAACAACUGAUUUGUGGACUUCAAAUCAAAAUAUUCAGUAUAUGUGUUUGGUGGCACAUUACACUGAUGUUAAUUGGAUUUUACAAUGUCGUGUCCUGAAUUUUGUUGAAUUGGAUCCUCCACACACCGGUCUUGUGAUAGCAAAUGCUGUUUUUGAUUGCUUGCUUGAAUGGAAAAUUGAAGAUAAGAUUAUGUCCAUAACUCUUGAUAAUGCUUCGAACAAUGAUGGUGCCAUUACAAAUUUGAAGGCCAAACUUCUUGCUAGGAAGAACACAAAGUUUGAUCCAAGUUAUUUUCAUGUUCGUUGUGCUGCCCACAUAGUCAAUUUGGUCGUUAAUGAUGGUUUGCAGCCAAUAGAAACAUUGAUAAGUAAUCUUAGGAAUACAAUGAAGUACUUCAAGAAAUCCCCAACUCGUAUCUACAAGUUUGUUGAAGUUUGCAACAAUUAUUCUGUAAAGGAUGGAAAAGGGUUAUCUCUUGAUGUUAAAACGAGGUGGAGCUCAACAUAUAAAAUGCUAGAAUCUUGCAUUGACUAUAAAGAAGCAUUUGGUAACUAUGUUGAAGUAGACCAAAAGUAUCAGUGGAAACCUACACCAUCAGAAUGGAAAUUGUUUGGAAAACUUAAACCAAUAUUAGGACAAAUGGCUGGAGCAACAAUUGUAUUUUCUGGGACAGCAUACCCCGAUGCCAAUGUUUUUUAUCCUUACAUAGUCAAUGUUAAGAUUGUUUUGAGGGAGGCACAAAAGGCCGGGGAUCCCUAUUUGAUGAGUAUGGCUGAUGCAAUGUUGGACAAAUUUGACAAAUAUUGGGAGAAGAACAAUUUAAUGGUCAUUGCAACAAUACUUGAUCCUAGAUUCAAGAUGAGGUACAUCACAUGGUGUUUUGGAGAGAUUUAUCCGCCCUAUAGGUGUAUGAAAGAGCUUGAUGACAUCAAUGCUGAAUUAGAAGACUUGUACAUGAAGUAUAGCAAGCUGGUAGACAAUGGCAAGGGCAGUGCUCAAUCUUCUUGUAGUUCAAGGGAUACAUGUACCUCAUUGGCUUCAGUUGUUCCAACUAGAUUUCAGUCCUUUUUGCAGUCUAACUCUACAGAAGUAUCAAAGUCUCAGUUACUCAUCUAUCUAGAAGAAGCUAAUGUGAGUAUAGAUGAUAAGACUUUUGACUUGCUAAACUAUUGGAAGGUGAAUUCUAAUGCUCAUAGAUUCCCUCUAUUGGCUGCUAUGGCAAAGAGUUUUCUUGCUGUUCCAGCUAGUAGUGUUUCAUCGGAGCCAACUUUUAGUACUGGAGGUCGUAUUCUUGAUGACUAUAGGAGCUCCUUAAAGCCAGCCACAGUCCAAGCUUUAGUUUGUGCAUCUAGCUGGAUAAGAGCCUCUCAAAAUGACAAUAAUACUCCUAUUCUUGUGGAGCAAGAUGAAGAUGACGAUGUUGAAUCUGUGGACUUCCCAAACAGUAUUGUGGGAAGCAACUAGUCCUGUAAAGAUAAGGUGGCCAGUAAGGACAAGUCCAGUACAAUGGAGGCAAGAAGUACAAGUCAUGUUUCUCAUAUUUGUUGGCAUGUAAUAUGAUUUGUCCUUUACUUGUCCGUUGUAUGGAACUUAUAUUUUGUGCUGAGAGACACUAUUUUGGAUGGAACAUGGACGUCAAUGAUGGAUUAUCAUAUAUUCAUGUAUGGAACCAAGUAUUUUGUGCAGAGAGAGAGAGAGAGAGAGAGACUAUUUUGGAUGGAACAUGGACAUCGAUGAUGCAUGUUUUUGGU